This is a messenger RNA of Pneumocystis jirovecii RU7, 369 nucleotides long. Its product is annotated as DNA-directed RNA polymerase II core subunit RPB11. The coding region runs from base 1 to 369 and encodes 122 amino acids. Gene Ontology annotation, cellular component: RNA polymerase II, core complex. Gene Ontology annotation, molecular function: DNA binding; protein dimerization activity. Lineage: Eukaryota; Fungi; Ascomycota; Pneumocystomycetes; Pneumocystales; Pneumocystaceae. The transcript is spliced from 2 exons. Gene Ontology annotation, biological process: transcription by RNA polymerase II. The record is from RefSeq and is a predicted model, not a curated record.
AUGACAAAUAUUCCUGAAAGAUGGGAAUUACUGCUGCUUCCUGAAGGAAAAAAAAAAGUAACAUUUGAUAUUGAUCCUAAAGUCCCAAAUGCAGCAAAUAUCACUGUUUUAAAUGAAGAUCAUACACUUGGAAAUAUGUUGCGUGCACAGUUGCUUCAAGAUGAACGUGUAUUAUUUGCAGGAUACCGUGUUUCUCAUCCUAUUUUAGAACAUAAGUUUGUUCUUCGAGUUCAAACAGAGGAGGGAUAUGAACCAAGAGAUGCCGUAAGCAAUGCAAGUCGAGAUUUACUUUACCAACUUACACAAUUGCGGAACAACUUUGAACGUGAGUGGGAGCUUAAAAAAGUAGCGGAAGAUUACAUGGAAUAA